Molecule: messenger RNA, 2089 nt
Organism: Lucilia sericata (common green bottle fly)
Lineage: Eukaryota; Metazoa; Arthropoda; Insecta; Diptera; Calliphoridae
Exons: 2
Coding region: 256-1140 (294 amino acids)
Source: RefSeq, a predicted model, not a curated record
UUUUCGUACCUCGUGUUUGUAGCAAACACAUUUUUGUUUGAAGUGUUUGAAGUAAAAGCAGCGACUCGAAUUAGGCGCGUAAAUAUCUGGCAAUACUGAAUAAAAACCUUAGGAAUGGCAAUGCUGCCAUUUAAACAGCUGACCGCUUGUUUACAAGCUAAAAACAAAACACGAUUUAUUGAAGAACAUUUAAAAAAAUAUAUAUAUUUAAAUAAAAUAUAAAAAGAUUGAAAAGUUUUAAUAACAACUGGUAAAAUGAGUAACUUUUCCAAACAACAUUUUGGUGACAUAGAUAUUAGGCAACUGAUACAUCAUUACAAACAAUACGAUUGUUUAUGGAACUUCAAUAGUCCUGACUACAAAAAUAAAUCAUCCAAGCAGGAAGCUUGGUCAGAAAUAGCUAAUUACUUUCAAAAAGAUGUGAAUGAAGUUAAGCGCAAAGUGAAGUAUUUACGUACUGCCUACGUGGCGGAGAAAAAGAAAGUGGAGGCAUCAAGAAAAUCCGGCAAUAAUACUCCCUAUAAGCCUUCCUUAUUUUACUACAAAGACUUGAAUUUUCUAGAAGACGUAGUAGUUUGGCGUAAAUUUGGCAACGAAGUUGAACACAAUGAGUUAGAGUUUAUUACCGCAGAAGCUGUCGAAGAUGAAGAACUUUUGAAAUAUGUAAAUCAAGAAGAAGAAGAAGAUGUGGACCUUAAACAGCCAGGAAUUAAUUGCAAAACCGAAACAUAUAUCGAUGCUGAACCGGAAUCUUCACCACCGCGACAAAUAAGAAAUACACCAAAAAUUUCACAUCCACGUACUAUAGCUGCUCGACCGCUUAAAAGAAAAAUAAGUCCCGAAGCUAAAUUAAACCGUUCAACCAGCAGCAUUGUAUCAACAUUACCACCAACUGGCAGCAAUUCCCAAUGUAAAAAUUUGUACAUAUCAUUUGGAAAAACUAUUUCUUUGCAGUUACAACAGUUACCAUUAGAUGUAGCGAUAGAGACAAUGUCUGAAAUACAUACUAUGCUUACGAAAAACACAUUAGAGCACUUUAGAUCCACAGCCAUACCAAACGGACAUGAUUCGUAUACACAAUCGGAAUCCGAAGAUAGUUGUAGUGAAUUAAUCGAAGAAGCUUUAAAUGAUUCAAGUUAAAUUUUAAUAAAUUCAUUUUAGUUUAAUCUAAAAAAGGAAACAAAAUUAAGUUAAAGCCUAAUAUAUCUAAUUUUCCUGUUUGAUUUCUAAAAAUUUUAGAAUUUUGCAACAGAAAUGAAUUUAAACUUUAAUUUUAUCUUACAAAUAAUUUUAAUAUACCUAUGUAUUUUGAAUUCAUAUUUAUGUUAAAUACUGAAUUUCUUCUUUACCUUUUUUUCUUUAUAAUACAUAAUGUUAUAAUUGUGAAUAAAGUUUUUAAAUAUAAUUAAUAUUUUGUGUUAAAUAAAGAUUUCCUUUUCAUAAGUUACAUGUUAAAUUAAAAAAUUCGAAAAAAAAAUAUUAAACUUUUCAAUAACCUCUAGAACUUGAGCAUUCACAUAAAAAAUGUUUUUAAGCCUUUUUCAAUUUCGAACUUUGAAAAAUGUGAAUUUUUUCGUGAAUAUUAAAGUAAACAUAAUCCUUGGAUCACGAGGAUUUUUUUUUUCGAAAAAUUAUUUAAUCCCUUAUUCAAAACUUUAAAAAUUUCUAAACAUCUAUAAUGAACUAAAUUUUAAUUUUUGGCGGGAAGAUUAGCAACUUCCAUUUUGGGGUCAUCCCACAAUGUACAUAGUUUUAGAAGAGCUUCAACAGAAAAAAAUCAUUAAGAACUACUGAUAUUUUAUUAAUAACUAUUACAAUUACAUUUCAACAUUAUAUUGUAUACUUUGUACGAUAUUAACAGUCAUUGUUUAUCUUAAACAAUAAAAAUAAUCUGUGAACCUUAACGUAAUUUUAGUUAAUUUAUUUCACUAAAGAUAAUAAUUUCAUAUUGCUUAUUUAAUGCAAGACCUGUGUCCCAAAUCAAAUAAUACAGUUUCAAGUAUAAAUGCCCAAAGCUGUUGUUCAAUUGUAGAAUAGUUGUUUUUACACACUUGAAAUAUUUUAAAUUUCAAAUGAUCACAGUUCCCCA